Staurois parvus is the source of this 652-nucleotide messenger RNA. The record is from the annotation of a GenBank genome assembly. NCBI's taxonomy places the organism in Eukaryota, Metazoa, Chordata, Amphibia, Anura, Ranidae.
GAGGAGAACUUGGUGGAAGUGGCAGCAGAGGAGUUAUCCGUCUACAAAGAGACCUGUAUAGAUCACAUGAUGGCACCAAUGAGGAUGGAGGAGGACCGGAGUCACAUGACUGAGAAGAUACUAAACCUCACCCUGGAGAUCAUCUACCUGCUGACCGGAGAGAGAUUUCCUCUUCUGAAGUCAGGUGAUCAUAUGACCAUCAAAGUGCCUCCAUGUGACUCCCUAAACCCUGAGAGACACAACAUGCAGAAGAUUCUAGAAGUCACCAAGAAGAUGAUGGAGCUGCUGACAGGAGAGGUUCCUAUAAGGUGUCAGGGUGUCACUGUCUAUUUCUCCAUGGAGGAGUGGGAGUAUUUAGAAGGACACAAGGAUCUCUACAAGGACGUCAUGAUGGACAAUUAGCCGCCCCUCACAUCACCGGAUGGAUCCAGUCAUGGGAACCCACCAGAGAGAUGUCCCCGUCCUCUGUAUUCCCGGGAUUCCACACAGGAAGGUCACACCAUCCCUCACCAUCAUCAGGUAGAUGAUGACAAUUAUUGGUAGUUGUGAUUUAUAAACAGCAUGUUUGUUACAAUGAAUGGUUUAUGUACAUUAUCUGCACUGUGUCAGGGCAGGAUCUGAGGAACGGACAGGCAGGCCUAACAAAGUAAUG